ACCCACACGGCCACACACCAAAAACCAAACGGCACGGAACGCUGCAGUUUUCCAAUCAGCCCCUGACCGACCACAUAUUUGGAAAAGCUUUCCCACUUGUGCUAUCCCUUUUACGCGUAGCCCCCAGCAUCUCGCGUGUGACUUUCGCCGGAGCUACAAUAUGAAUGGUCAAACCACGAUGGGGCUCGCCGCCGCCGCGAGGCCAUGCCGCCAGCGCCUCCUCACCUCCGCCUCAGCCGCGGCCGCGAAGGCCUCUGUGAUCCGGCUCUUCCCAAGAUGCCCCCACCCGCAACACCACCACCACGGCCGACGCCUCCCGUUCCUCGUGUCGGCGGCGUCGCAUACCUCGCAGCCCGACCCGAGCACCACCCCCACCCCCACCCCCGUAACCUCCGAUCCCCGUUCCGCCGUCGCUGGCAACCUCCCCUUCUUCGACCGCGUGCUCUUCCCGGGCUCCUUCCCUCCGGAGACCCCGCCUGUGGAGGACCCAGCGCCGCCGGCUGAUGAACGUCCGGCGUCUGCUUCACCGGUGAGAGAGGAGACGGAGACGGAGAGGGAGGCAUGGAGGCUACUGAGAAGGGCUGUGGUGAGCUACUGCGGCGAGCCGGUUGGCACGGUGGCGGCGGAGGACCCCGAGUGUACGGAGAUGCUUAACUACGAUCAGGUCUUCAUCAGGGACUUUGUGCCCUCCGCUCUUGCCUUCCUCAUGCGCGGGGAGACCGAGAUCGUCCGCAAUUUCCUCCUCCACACCCUGCAGCUGCAGAGCUGGGAGAAAACUGUUGACUGUUACAGCCCGGGGCAAGGCUUGAUGCCAGCUAGUUUUAAGAUUAGGACCGUUCCACUUGAUGAAAACAAUGAAGCAUUUGAGGAGAUUCUGGAUCCUGACUUUGGUGAAUCAGCUAUUGGCCGUGUAGCUCCAGUUGAUUCUGGACUUUGGUGGAUUAUCUUACUUAGAGCAUACUGCAAGAUUACAGGAGACUAUUCAUUGCAAGAAAGAGUGGAUGUGCAAACCGGGAUUAAGCUGAUCUUGAGUUUGUGUUUGUCUGAUGGGUUUGACAUGUUCCCCACUUUACUGGUCACAGACGGAUCAUGCAUGAUAGACAGGAGGAUGGGGAUACACGGGCAUCCUCUUGAGAUUCAAGCUUUGUUCUAUUCUGCUCUAAGAUGCUCAAGGGAAAUGAUUGUUAUGAACGAGGGCUCAAAACACCUCCUCCGAGCCAUCAACAACAGGCUCAGUGCAUUGUCUUUUCACAUUAGGGAGUACUACUGGGUCGAUAUGAAUAAGAUAAACGAGAUCUACAGAUACAAGACAGAAGAAUACUCACAUGAUGCAACUAACAAAUUUAACAUUUAUCCCGAGCAAAUUCCUUCCUGGCUUGUUGAUUGGAUUCCUGAGAAAGGGGGUUAUCUUAUUGGAAAUCUGCAGCCAGCUCACAUGGAUUUUAGGUUCUUCUCACUUGGCAACCUUUGGGCCAUAUCUUCAUCUCUAACUACUCCAACACAAGCCGAGGGAAUACUUAGCCUUAUUGAAGAGAAAUGGGAUGAUCUUGUAGCAAAUAUGCCCGUCAAGAUCUGUUACCCUGCAAUGGAAUAUGAUGAAUGGCGCAUUAUUACAGGCAGUGACCCUAAGAACACCCCAUGGUCAUAUCAUAAUGGUGGAUCUUGGCCAACCCUACUGUGGCAGUUUACACUGGCCUGCAUCAAAAUGGGAAGACCAGAGUUGGCCCGCAGGGCCAUUGCAGUGGCCGAGGAGAAGCUCUCAGCUGACAAGUGGCCAGAAUACUAUGACACCCGGUCUGGAAGAUUCAUUGGGAAGCAGUCACGGUCAUAUCAGACAUGGACUAUUGCUGGUUUUCUGACCUCCAAGAUGUUGCUGGAAAACCCAGAGCUGGCUUCUAUCCUGACCUGUGAUGAGGAUCUUGAGCUCCUUGAAGGCUGUGCUUGCUGCCUCUCGAAGAGGACUAGAUGCUCACGACGUGCGGCCAAAUCAGAUAUCAUUGGGUAAAACAGCAGAAACCCUUCUACUCUUGCUCCUCCGCACACAAGUAUAUGAUCGACUGAGAAUUAACUGAAGUGGAUAAACUCUAGCCAUGUACUUACAAAUCAGAUAUCAUUGGGUAAAACAGCAGAAACCCUUCUACUCUUGCUACUCCGCGCACAAGUAUACGAUCGACUGAGAAUUAACUGAAGUGGAUACACUCUAGCCAUGUAUAUUAUAGGUUUACGUUAGAUAUCCAUCCAUUCAUUCAUUCCCUCAAUGUGCGCUCAUUCUUUUUUGCUGAGCCGCCAUUGAUGGGAACUGCCCUGGGUGAUACCGGUGGUCUAGAAGAGAAUCGCCAUUUUAUGUUGGAGCUCUCAUUUACACACAAAAGAGUAAUUUGUUCUUGUAUCGGUCACCUGCCACUCCUGACUCGGGAGUGAUGCCAAGUCCUGACGAGUAUAUCUCUAUCAGCAUUUGAGCUGUAUGUUGCAUUAUUUGCAAAACUGAGACUCUGUACAAUGUUCUUGUCAUGAAUAAUGAUACGUUUUCCAUUUGAUUC
Molecule: messenger RNA, 2540 nt
Organism: Triticum aestivum (bread wheat)
Lineage: Eukaryota; Viridiplantae; Streptophyta; Magnoliopsida; Poales; Poaceae
Product: neutral/alkaline invertase 1, mitochondrial
Exons: 6
Coding region: 161-2005 (614 amino acids)
Biological process (GO): sucrose catabolic process
Cellular component (GO): mitochondrion
Molecular function (GO): sucrose alpha-glucosidase activity; endo-alpha-N-acetylgalactosaminidase activity
Source: RefSeq, a predicted model, not a curated record